UCGAAGUGGGAGGGCCCGUCAUCUGACUUCAGCGGGCAGCAGGAAUAAAGUGGGUGUUGUGCUGUGGUGUUUGGCUCGGUGCGAUGCGUCUUCAUGUCUGCUACUAAACACACGAGCAGCGGUUCACUGUGCUUGCGGACUACGGCGGAGGGAUCGUCCCAGAGCAGAGCGAGCGAGCGAGCAUCCGUCUGUUGAGGCCAGCAGCAGUGCAGCAGGGGAAGCUAGCUCCAACCCCGCUUAGACUCAGUGACAGCAGCCCGGAGCCAGGCAGAGUCGGUGAGCCAUGGGUUUCCGCAAGAAGAACAAGAGCCCACCGGUGCUGAGCCACGAGUUUGUGAUCCAGAAUCACGCCGAUAUGGUGUCGUGCCUGGCCAUGAUCAUCCUCCUUGGCCUGAUGUUUGAGGUCACAGCAAAGUUUGCCAUCAUGUUCAUCACAGUUCAGUACAACGUAACUCAAGUUCUUGAUGAGAAAAGCGACCCAGUCAACCUUUACCAGUAUGGCCCUAAAGACGUGGCCACUGUGUUUUUUUACCUUCUUAUUGCAGUCAUCCUUCAUGCCUUGAUACAAGAAUAUAUUCUCGACAAAAUGAACAGGAGGUUGCACCUGUCAAAAACCAAGCACAGCAAGUUCAAUGAGUCCGGGCAGCUCGCAGCGUUCUAUCUGUUCUCCUUCAUCUGGGGCUGCAGCAUCCUAACAGCGGAGGACUUUGCAACAAAUCCUACUUUCUUAUGGGAGGGUUACCCACAUACUCGCAUGGUUUUUCAGGUCAAGUUCUUCUACAUUUGCCAAAUUGCGUAUUGGCUCCACGCACUUCCUGAGCUGUACUUUCAAAAAGUACGGAAGGAAGACAUCCCGCGCCAGCUUUAUUACAUUUGCCUUUACGUUGUCCACAUCACCGGUGCCUAUGUCUUAAACCUUCACCGACUGGGCCUCGUGUUGCUGGUCCCUCACUACCUGGUGGAGCUUCUGUUCCAUGCUUCACGCCUCUUCUACUUCAGUGAUGAGAACAAGCAAAAAGGUUUUACUCUGUGGGCGCUACUUUUUGUCAUCGCCCGCCUCCUCACCCUCACACUCUCGGUUCUGACAUUCGGUUUUGGCCUGCCCCGAACAGAAAACCAGGGCUUUUCCCUAGCUGAAGGCAACUUCAAUGUGCUCACCAUAAGGAUGACUUGUCUGGCAGCUAUCUGCCUGACACAGGCCUGGAUGAUGUGGAAAUUCAUUAAUUUCCAGUUGAAGAAGUGGCGAGAGCACAGCCAGAACCAAGCCUCAAAGAAGAAGGCGGCCAGCCCAAAGAGCAAGCCUCACAAAAGGGAACUCACAAGGGGUGGAGCUGCCAAUGGAGUUGUCAAAUCUGAAGAUAAAACCUCACCACGGGCAAGGAAAGCUAAAGCCUCAUAGAGCUUCACAGAGGAGGAGGAGAACGAGUGAGGGAGUUCUGACAAUGUGACACUUUGUCUUUACACAGCUUAAAAUUAUGUGUACUACUCCCCAAAACAAAUGUUUAAGCACGCUAGGAAACCUUACAUGACUGUCCCUUUUGGGGGGCUGAGACUCCUUUCCAACAAAGUUCAGUGUUACUGUC
Molecule: messenger RNA, 1583 nt
Organism: Maylandia zebra (zebra mbuna)
Lineage: Eukaryota; Metazoa; Chordata; Actinopteri; Cichliformes; Cichlidae
Product: Translocating chain-associated membrane protein 1-like 1-like
Biological process (GO): protein insertion into ER membrane; SRP-dependent cotranslational protein targeting to membrane, translocation
Cellular component (GO): endoplasmic reticulum membrane
Source: RefSeq, a predicted model, not a curated record